Molecule: messenger RNA, 1320 nt
Organism: Bacillus rossius redtenbacheri
Lineage: Eukaryota; Metazoa; Arthropoda; Insecta; Phasmatodea; Bacillidae
Product: trypsin-like
Exons: 8
Coding region: 1-1320 (439 amino acids)
Biological process (GO): proteolysis
Molecular function (GO): serine-type endopeptidase activity
Source: RefSeq, a predicted model, not a curated record
AUGCCCCUGCUGUCCCGGCUCUCGCCCGACCGCGGAGGAUUACAGCUGCCCGAUAUCCCCGCCGGCAGCGCUGCGGUCACGUGCCCUCACGUGCCCGCUGAGUCCCGACACACGGCCGUUCUGCACGCGACGCGUGCCUACACGGAAAUGCUGGUCGCGGCCGCCAGUAAGGAGCCGUGCGGAGCAGGUAGCGGGUCCGAGGGUUCCCUCGCGGAGUGUCGCGACGUUUGGAACACGCGAGCUGUUUGCCCAGUUCGCGUGGACCGCCCAACCGACCCCCGCCCAACAACCACGUGGUUCGUGCCCGUCGCCAAGGCGACACGCGCGCCCCCGACACGUGGAACACCCCACGGUCGCCUAGCCACGUGGCACCUCCUCGGCGGGUUCACGCCCAAUCGGGUGCUGAACAUUGCAGACAACUUCAACAUCCAGGAAAUGCAGUUCAGCAACAGCUCUGUUGCUAGCAAGGAAGGUGUCCCUAGAGUCAAGGUCGUCUACUCGCAGCCAAAGAUCAUAAACAACUCCUGCGGGUGCGUGUGCGGCGUGCCGAACCGCGGCAAGAGGAUCGUCGGCGGCAAGGUGACGAAGGUGAACGAGUUCCCCUGGCUGGUCGCCUUGUACAGCGGCGAGAAGUUCUACUGCGCCGGCAGCCUCAUCACCAGGCGCCACGUGCUCACAGCCGGCCACUGUCUCGAGAAGGUGAGGCUGGAGGACGUGCGCGCGGUGCUGGGAGACCACGACCGCAGCAGCCCCUGGGAGGCGGCGAGCCAGCAGCGCGGGCUGGCGCGAGGCACGCAGCACCCGCGCUUCGACCCGCGCUCCUACGCGCACGACGUGGCGGUGCUGGAGCUGGACCGCCCCGCGCGGCUGGGCGCCGGCGUGCGCACGGCCUGCCUGCCUCGCCGCGGCGAACAUGCUGGUGACGCAGGCGACGAGGACUACUCGGGGCUGGUGGCCGUGGCGGCGGGCUGGGGCAAGACGAGCGAGCAGUCGCACACGUCGGCGCUGCCGCACAAGGUGAGCGUGCCAGUCAUGACGCGCCAGCAGUGCCUGCGCAGCGACUACCCGCCCCGCAGCAUCACCGACGACGUCAUCUGCGCCGGCUACCUGCGCGGCCGGAAGGACGCGUGCCUGGGAGACAGUGGCGGUCCAUUGCACAUCGGCGACGGGCAAGGCAGCUUGCAGGUUAUUGGUAUCGUGUCGUGGGGUCGCGGCUGCGCCAGGCCCUACCUGCCGGGCGUCUACACCAGGGUCGCCAACUACCUGCCGUGGAUCGAGCACCAGGUCCGGGGAGACUGCGUGUGUCCGUCCCUGGCGUGA